Messenger RNA from Candidula unifasciata, 960 nucleotides. Lineage: Eukaryota; Metazoa; Mollusca; Gastropoda; Stylommatophora; Geomitridae. The record is from the annotation of a GenBank genome assembly.
AUGGCUUCCACCUCAAACAUCUCCUGCCUACAGAUAUCCAUGGCCGCAGCCUCGACAACUCCCUACAUGAUCCUCCACAGCGCCACCAUGAUUCUGGCUAUAUUCGUCAACAUUAUCGUUAUGAUCACAGUAUGCUCCAGUAACCGUCUAAGGACCACAACUCAUGUGUUGAUCGUCUCCUCCGCGGUCAGCGAUCUGGCCUUUUCAACCCAGGGCCUUGUUCUUAUAGCAGUCGUGGCCUACAGAGAACACAACCGACCAUGUGAGGAUAUUCUGCAGAACAGUUUUAAAUUUCUUCGCAACCAGAGCAUUUCUGCAUCAUAUCUUAAUAUUUUUCUGGUUUCUAUCGAGCGAUGGCUGUUUAUAGCACGGCCAUUCAUACACGAAAGAAUUAUCUCCCGUAAACUAAUCAUGUGGAGUCUUAUUUCAGUUUGGGGUUGUUCACUUAUUUUAAGCUUCGAUGCAUUUAUUUCCCCAUCUUUACAAUCUCGCUUUGAACAUACAAAAUUGACCAUUGUUUAUCCGUGUGGUCACUGGGCGCUAGCCAUAGUUAUCUGCACUGUGUAUACCCAUGUAUCUAUAAUUUCUCGACGUCAGACUCGUCUCAUUAACAUUAAUAAUCCUAUUAGCCAGUACCACACGAGAAUGGCUGAGAAUCAACAAGUUAAAAUUACAUCAUUAAAAGCUGGCUUCAAAAGUCUGCGACUUUUAUUUGCCGUUUUUGGGGCAUUUUUUCUCUUACUGACUCCAGGCCAUUGUUUCAACCUUUAUACAAUGAUUUUCACUGGAUAUCCAAAUAAGGAUUUCUAUAAUAUAACAAAGGAAUGUGUUUUUGUCCACUGCUGUUGUAAUUUCUUCGUUAUAUACAGAUACGAUGCUAGGUUUCGACGCGUGUUGAUUACGUUAACAAAGAAGAUAGGGAUCCUUCGUUGCUGUAAAACUCAGGUGGGGAACACUUAA